AUGGAUCCUUUGGGUGCACCUUCCCAGUUUGUGGAUGUGGAUACGCUGCCAAGCUGGGGUGACUCUUGUGAAGAUGAAUUAAACGCUUCUGAUACUGCAGCCGAAACAGACACCAUUAGAUCACCUUUUCUCUUUAACAAGACCGUCAAUGGAAAAGUGAUUCUUUGGAAAGGAGAUGUGGCAUUGCUGAACUGUACAGCCAUUGUGAAUACCAGCAAUGAAAACCUCACAGAUAAGAAUCCUGUGUCCGACAGUAUCUUCAUGCUGGCGGGGCCAGAUCUGAAGGAGGAGCUCCAGAAACUGAAAGGGUGCCGGACGGGUGAAGCCAAAUUGACAAAAGGAUUUCACCUAGCGGCCCGGUUCAUCAUUCACACGGUGGGACCCAAGUACAAGAGCCGCUACCGCACAGCAGCCGAGAGCUCCCUGUACAGCUGCUACCGGAACGUCCUGCAGCUGGCCAAAGAGCAGUCAAUGUCUUCUGUUGGAUUCUGUGUCAUCAAUUCUGCAAAACGAGGUUAUCCUUUGGAGGACGCCACACACAUAGCCCUUCGCACUGUAAGGAGAUUUCUAGAGAUUCAUGGAGAGACCAUUGAAAAAGUAGUAUUUGCUGUUUCUGAACUUGAAGAGGCUACUUACCAAAAGCUGCUCCCUCUGUACUUCCCAAGGUCAUUGAAGGAGGAGAGUCGGUCAUUGCCGUACCUGCCCGCAGAUAUUGGAAAUGCAGAAGGGGAGCCUGUGGUACCUGAACGGCAGAUUCGAAUAAGUGAAAAACCUGGUGCCCCGGAAGAUGACCAGGAAGAGGAGGAAGAAGGCUUGGGAGCCGACCUCUCUUUCAUUGGCUCUCAUGCUUUUGCCCGAAUGGAAGGAGAUAUUGAUAAGCAGAGAAGAUUGAUCCUUCAGGGACAGUUAUCAGAGGCAGCCCUACAGAAGCAGCAUCAGAGAAAUUAUAAUCGCUGGUUAUGUCAAGCAAGAUCUGAGGACCUAUCGGAUAUUGCUUCUUUAAAAGCCUUAUACCAAACAGGUGUUGACAACUGCGGUCGCACGGUGAUGGUGGUGGUUGGAAGAAACAUCCCAGUCACACUAAUAGAUAUGGACAAGGCUCUUUUAUACUUUAUCCAUGUAAUGGACCACAUCGCUGUGAAGGAAUACGUAUUAGUGUAUUUUCACACCCUGACAAGCGAAUACAAUCACCUGGACUCUGACUUCCUGAAGAAACUCUACGAUAUCGUGGAUGUCAAGUAUAAGAGGAAUUUGAAGGCUGUGUAUUUUGUUCAUCCAACAUUUCGUUCAAAGGUAUCAACAUGGUUUUUUACCACCUUUUCUGUCUCAGGACUGAAGGACAAAGUCCACCACGUGGACAGCCUCCACCAGCUGUUUUCUGCCAUCUCACCAGAGCAGAUCGACUUUCCUCCUUUUGUCCUUGAAUAUGAUGCCAGGGAAAAUGGGCCUUUCUAUACAUCGUAUCCCCCAUCACCAGACUUGUGA
Pipistrellus nathusii (Nathusius's pipistrelle) is the source of this 1485-nucleotide messenger RNA. The record is from the annotation of a GenBank genome assembly. NCBI's taxonomy places the organism in Eukaryota, Metazoa, Chordata, Mammalia, Chiroptera, Vespertilionidae.